CUAGUACCGAUACAGCGCUUCGAAGGUUGAUCAAAACAAGCACCCUUUAUCAUACGCAGGUCUCCGGGUUCAGUGUUGGAAUAUUAAAUUAUCACCACAUUCACAUAUAUAAAGAUGUUCGCCAGAUCAUUAGCAUUGAGCACUUUGAAGCCAAUCACCGGCCGUCGUUUCCUUCAGACCUCGUUGCCGACCUUGACCAACAGUUUGGCCACCGCUGGUACCCCAUCCGCCGUCUGGCCUAAGGGGUUCAGAGUCCCAAGACAGAGGACUUGGGAAGAAGACCGUGAGUCCGCCUUGGAGAAGGCCACCAAGUGGUUCUUGUUGUCUGAGAUGUUGAGGGGUAUGUACAUUACCUUGGAAAUGUUCUUCAGGGCACCAUACACCAUCUAUUACCCGUUCGAAAAAGGUCCAAUCUCCCCAAGAUUCAGAGGUGAGCAUGCUUUAAGAAGAUACCCAUCCGGCGAAGAGAGAUGUAUCGCGUGUAAGUUAUGUGAGGCCGUCUGUCCAGCCCAGGCCAUCACCAUCGAGGCCGAAGAGCGUGUCGACGGCUCCAGAAGAACCUACAAGUACGAUAUCGACAUGACCAAGUGUAUCUACUGCGGGUACUGUCAGGAAUCCUGUCCAGUCGACGCCAUUGUCGAAACCCCAAACGCAGAGUUCUCCACUGAGACCAGAGAAGAGUUGUUGUACAACAAGGAAAAGUUGUUAGCUAACGGUGACAAGUGGGAACAGGAGGUCCAAUACGCGUUGGAUGCCGAUGCUCCAUACCGUUAAACCGUCCCCUACCCCCUAUUUAAACCGCAUCCAGCGUGACUCUCACCGUUGCAUGUGCUGGAAACAUUUCCCCCCAGCACGCCUCUUUCUUUCUAGAACUCUGCUUCUAAUCAUGUGUCGUAUCCUCCCAUAUUCUCCCUGGCUCUCAAAAAUG
Molecule: messenger RNA, 928 nt
Organism: Babjeviella inositovora NRRL Y-12698
Lineage: Eukaryota; Fungi; Ascomycota; Pichiomycetes; Serinales
Exons: 1
Coding region: 115-774 (219 amino acids)
Biological process (GO): mitochondrial electron transport, NADH to ubiquinone; mitochondrial respiratory chain complex I assembly
Cellular component (GO): membrane
Molecular function (GO): NADH dehydrogenase activity; 4 iron, 4 sulfur cluster binding
Source: RefSeq, a predicted model, not a curated record